AUGCCAGCCCAGAAGCGUUCCUUACCCGAGUCAAUGGACGAAGAAGAAACUUCACAGCAUCUUCACUAUUCUCGCCAUGUCAAGCAUCAACCGAACAACCGCGACCCAAACUUCAUCGACCAACAGCAUCAACUCGAACAAGAGGAAGAUGAAGAAGACGAUGAUGAUCAGGAAGAGCACGAUGAGGAGGAGGAGGAGCAAGGAGAAGAAGAUGAAGAUGAAGAAGAGGCUGAGGAUGAUGAUGAAGAUGAAGAUGAAGAAGGGCAGCACCAUAACGACGAUAAGGAAAAAUCACAGGAUUCCGAUGGAACCCCGUCUUCUGACUCUGAAGAAAAACCUGAAUAUGUGUACGUAGAACUUUCGGAUAUUCGUAAAGAUGUCCAAUGUCCAAUUUGCCUUGGUAUUAUUAAGAAAACAAGAACUGUCAUGGAAUGCUUGCACCGCUUUUGCAGGGAAUGCAUUGACAAAUCAAUGCGACUGGGGAACAAUGAAUGCCCUGCUUGCCGCACACACUGUGCCAGCCGUCGCUCUCUGCGAGAUGAUCCAAACUAUGAUGCCCUUAUUGCUACUUUAUAUCCAAAUAUUGAGAAGUAUGAGGAAGAGGAGCUUGAGUUUCGUGAAGAAGAAAAGAACCGAAAUAAGCAGAUUCAAGCUUCAAUAGCAAAAGUAUUUCAGCGGCAAUCUGAAGCACUAACCAAAAGACGUAAAGAUAAUACACCGAGUUCAUUUGUGACAAGAUCACAGCGUAAUCAAAGAAACCUUCAAUCCAGGAGACAAAACCAAGCUGCUGAUAUUCAAGGAUCUGAAGAAAACGAGGAGGAAAAUGGCAAUAAUGAAAAGGACUCAUCUUCCGGUGACGAACGGGGCACAGAACUCCGGCAGAGAAAACGAAAGAGAUGGACCAGAGUUCGCUCCUCUCAGCCCUCGUCAUCAAUGGCAAGUCCCGAUGGUGGAAGUGUGGAAAGUGAUAUGGAUAUAAGUAGAGAAAAUCGAGGAAUUUCAAGGCAGGUGUCAAAGCCUAGGAAGCUUACUUGGGGAAGAGGUGGUUUUAGAAGUAACACAAGACAUGGCAGUGGUGGUGGUAGCAACAGCAAAAAUUCUCGCAGCGGUCGAAUGUCUAGAUUGGUUGAUUAUCUCAAAAGCUUGAAUGAAAACACCGAUGAGUUUGAUGUUCAUCUCAUGUUUGUUUCUCCGGACAAAGAAGCUCCUACACCAAGUUUGGAGCAGCUUCACCUAUGUUGUCGACCAACUUUGUCUGUCAAGAACCUUUAUGAAUAUGUUGCUAGUCAGACACCUUUGACAGUUGAAGAAGUUGAGAUACUGGCGGUUAAAGGAUGCAGCAGUAUAAACCACGACAAGUCAGCUGAUGAGAAAUCAGUUGCGGAAUGUGAUGAGCUAACAUCGCUGGUUAUAGAUCCACUAAAAGAUGAAUUGGAACUUCUGCAAGCUCAUGAAACUGUGGCAGAGAUUAGAUCCAAAUCUAUAUCUAAAAGGGGGCAUUUGAUUCUGGCAUAUAAGAGGAAGGUGUAG
This is a messenger RNA of Lathyrus sativus (Indian pea), 1530 nucleotides long. The record is from the annotation of a GenBank genome assembly. NCBI's taxonomy places the organism in Eukaryota, Viridiplantae, Streptophyta, Magnoliopsida, Fabales, Fabaceae.